Phyllostomus discolor (pale spear-nosed bat) is the source of this 1812-nucleotide messenger RNA. It is a transcript of the gene TOMM20L, whose product is annotated as translocase of outer mitochondrial membrane 20 like. Gene Ontology annotation, biological process: protein import into mitochondrial matrix; protein targeting; tRNA import into mitochondrion. Gene Ontology annotation, molecular function: transmembrane protein transporter activity. The transcript has 5 exons. Gene Ontology annotation, cellular component: mitochondrial outer membrane translocase complex; mitochondrial outer membrane. Lineage: Eukaryota; Metazoa; Chordata; Mammalia; Chiroptera; Phyllostomidae. The coding region runs from base 1235 to 1693 and encodes 152 amino acids. The record is from RefSeq and is a predicted model, not a curated record.
GCUCCAUCCCCUUCCAUGUACCAUUGGGCUUAACUAUGAGUUCAGCAUAAAUGAAGGAUGGGAAGGGGUGGGAAGGUGGUAGAGUGGUUUUAUUAGAAGGUAAGAGCAGUCAGCCUAAAAGAUUAUUUGGAGCCUGGCUAAAUCCAUCACUGAGAUUCUGAACCAAAAACUGCUCCGAGAUCACCAGUAACACUGGAUUCUGAGGUUGCCCUUUAUUUCUGUGUUACAAUUGAGUUCCCAACUAUCAGACUUGAGUCAUCAUAGAAAGAAAUACACAGCACUCAAAACAACUGUAUGUAAUUCGCACCCACUCACUCAAAUUGUGAGGGCCUGGGCUGCCUCUCAGCUGCCGCAGUAGUCCCAGCAGUGAUGAGUACCUUGCUAUGCACACACUAGAAAUAUCAUAUCAUUGUAAAGAGCAGUUGAGUAUAACCAAACAAAUAAAUUAUUUAGUUCUUUAGGUUCUUACCUAGCUUAUGCCUUCUUUGGCUUAGUAUAAAAAUCAAAACUCGGGUAUUUGGAAUAAAGUCUUGCCUUUCUGGUUUAGUAAGUAUGGUUCUCAGCGGGUUUGCUCUGGGACCUUUGGCUGUCAGGCUCAGCAAAUUAGGUAGCUUCUUUUUCCUUAGGGUAAAUAUUGUUGCUUCAAAAUCCCUCUUUCCUCCAUUUUACCGAGCUAAGGUGGUUGGGUACUUUGAACUGUUGGAUCCUCUCAGGUGACGACCACGCAGACCAGGUUGAGGAGCAUGGCUGGUGUUCAGGAGCUCAGCGGGGAGUGCUGUGCUCCAGCGCCUAGAUCACCAAAGCUUUGAAUCGACUUAGAUUUGUAGGUGAGGGAACAGAGGCCCAAGGAGGAUCCAGUUACCCAGGUAACCAGGUUGCAGACAUACUGAUUGGGAGUCGUAGGUAUAAGGGCAGGGGUGUGUUUGGGUAAAUGGGGUGCAGUAUUUGGAGUGCGAGAGGCCCAGCUUCAAACUGAGCUCUGUUCCCGGGUGACGGCGUGAUCUCCCACCCAGUACCCUACCCCCGCCCGCCCCGCGGUCCUCGGUUCCUCCUCGGUCCGCCAGCAGCGGUGCGAGGCGUCGACGCGCCGCUCCGCAAGCCGGCGGCCCUGCGCGCUGGAAGCCCCGAGGCCCGGGACGGCGCCGCGCCGACGCCCGCUGCCUGGCGGCCGGCCCGGCUUCCCGCGCCCGCCGGCCCGCGCCCAACGCUCGGCUCAAGGGUCGCCCGCGGCCGGAUGCCUUGCGUCCGCUCCCUCCUCCGCCUCCUGGCGGCCCUGGCGGCCUGUGGCGCCGUCGCCUUCCUGGGAUACUGUGUUUACUUCGACUGGAAGCGGCGCGGUGACCCCGCGUUCAGGCGCCGCCUGCGGGACAAGAGAAGAGCCCAGCAGCAAAAGACCGAGGGUCAGGGCGCCCAGUUGUGGGAUCCAGCAAGGAAUGAAAAAUUGCAAGAACUUUUUCUGCAAGAGGUACUAAUGGGAGAACUUUGGUUAUCCAGAGGAGAGCACAGAAUGGGGGUUGAACACCUCAGCAAUGCCCUUUUAGUGUGCAGGCAACCGAGGGAACUUCUGAAGGUCUUUAAGCACACACUGCCUCCCAAGGUGUUUGAGAUGCUGUUACACAACAUUCCCCUUCUUUGCCAGCAAUUUGAGGCAGACAUGAAUGAACAGGAAUACUUGGAGGAUGAUCCUGAUUGAGAAACAUUUCAACGUAUCCACAGUCCAGUCAGAAUAAUAUGGUUCUAUACAGUAAAAACAACUGCCCAGUGACACUUCCAUUUAUUUUACUUUUAGUAAUAAAAAAUUUCUCUAUCUCA